Molecule: messenger RNA, 4484 nt
Organism: Podarcis lilfordi (Lilford's wall lizard)
Lineage: Eukaryota; Metazoa; Chordata; Lepidosauria; Squamata; Lacertidae
Source: the annotation of a GenBank genome assembly
AUGUUUCCUGCAUUGCAGUAAUAAUAAUUAUAAAGGGUAUAAAUAAAAUGAAUCCUAAUCAAUAAUAACUAUUAUCAGUCCCUCCAGAAAAACACUUUUGACUCGAGAAAAUCACCAUUUUAUAGAUCAAAUUGGAGGAAAUAAACACACCAAAUGGGCAAAAGGCACAGGAAAAAAGGCAAUGAAUUCGUUUUUUAAAAAUAAUAAUAGUAGAAAGAGAUAAUCAAUGUUUUAUAUUUGCUGUUAGCCGCCCUGAGCCCGGUUUUUAAAGGGCGGCGUAUAAAUAAAAAAAUUAUAUUCUUAUUCUUAUUCUUAUAUUCUUAUUCUUAUAUUCUUAUAUUCUUAUUCUUAGAUUCUUAUUCUUGAUUCUUAGAUUCUUAUUCUUAGAUUCUUAUUCUUAUUCUUAGAUUCUUAUUCUUAUUCUUAGAUUCUUAUUCUUAGAUUCUUAUUCUUAUUCUUAUAUUCUUAUUCUUAGAUUCUUAUUCUUAGAUUCUUAGAUUCUUAUUCUUAUUCUUAGAUUCUUAUUCUCAGAUUCUUAGUCUUAUUCUUAGAUUCUUAUUCUUAUUCUUAUUCUUAUUCUGAGAUUCUUAUUCUUAUUCUUAUUCUUAUAUUCUUAUUCUUAUUCUUAGAUUCUUAUUCUUCUUCUUAGAUUCUUAUUCUUCUUCUUAGAUUCUUCUUCUUCUUCUAGAUUCUUAUUCUUAGAUUCUUAUUCUACUCCAGGCCGAAAAGAACCCUGCCGUGCCGCCUCGCCCACAAAACCGCCCGCCCUCUUUGGUCUCCGAGCCCCUUCGGCUCCGCUCGGCGCUGCUCGGGCCUUUCCGCCGCCGCUCGGCCAUUUCCGCCUCUCCGGGGCUUUCCGCUGGCUGCAGCGGCGCUGGACAGGAACGGAUCGCUCCGCGGGCGAGAGGUGGGUGCAGGCCGGACCCCCCCAGGGGGUGCUUUUUUUUUGGGGGGGGGGGGGGGGACAUAUUGCAUUGCAUUGCACCCCUCCCCACAGCUCAGCCCAAUUGCACACCCCCUCCCAACCCAGAACAGCAUUGCAAUUUUAUUUUUGAUUUUUUUCUGGGGGGUGGGGGGUGGGAUUUGCAACAUGCAAAAUAAUUAGGGGUGGGGGAGACUUUUAAAAAAUAUAUUUUAAUUGCAAUCGCUGCAAACCGCCCCUUGCAUUUUGCACAACUCUCUUGCUUUUUUUGCAGGGGGGGGAGUUUAAAAAUGAAGCAUUUAAAGGGUUUUGGGGGGGCGGGACGUGAGCAUUUAUUUUGGGGGGGUUAAUAAAAGGCUGCUGCAUAUAUAGAAUUUGGAGGAAGCGCAGAACCCUAUUUGCAUCGGGGGAGGGUUGUGGGUGUUAAAAACGAAGGCCCAUUUUUUUGGAGGGGGGGGCUGUUUGCAGCCAGGAAUGUUGCCGCAUAUAUAUAUAUAUAUAAUUUCUUGCAAAUCUCAUCCCAUGUGGAUAAUUCUCUUUUUUUGGAGGGGGUUUCCUCUUUAGCGUAUUUCUCCCCCCCCCCAAAAAAAGCAUCUUGAGCUUUUCUUACUGCUAAUUAUCAGCAAUCAGAAUCGGGGCGCUUGCAAGUUUGGCAACAAAUGUUUUCCAAAGGAAUCUGCCACUUGCAGCCCAUUCUGUAUCCAUGCACCCCUUUUCCUUCUUUUUUUUGGGGGGGGGCCUUGUGAUCCACUGGAUUCCCCCCCAUGAACUUCCUCCAAACCCCACUUCAUCGCAAUUUCCCUUUGCAUUCUCAAGUUUUUCCUCCCCAGGAGAAAACGGAGGAGGAAAUUUCUCUUGUUUUAAUUUCUUUUUUAAUAAUAAUAAUAAUCGUGCUUUAUUUUUUAAGUCGCCAGAAUUACAUACAUGAGGAUAUAUACACAGUUUGGGUGUAUAUGUAUAUAUGUGUGUGUGUAUUUUUAUAUUUUUACAUUUAUAAAUUAAAUAAAAGCUUUCCUUGUGAGCCGCAAGCAGGAGACAAUAGACCCUUUUUGUUUCCUUCCUUGGGGUGCUGUUGACCGUGGACACGAUCCAACCGCUGCUGGUAAAUUGUAGAUUUAUUAUGGUUCCUGUAUGGAGCCUCCAUGGACAGUGCCAGUCUACCUUAGAAGGCUAUUCUGCUUGGGACCAAGCCAGGAACCUGAACUCGGGCCCUGAACCAGAUGAUCCCCUACCCCUCUCACAUCUGGAGGCUAAAUAAUAAUAAUAAUUAUUAUUAUGUAUUAUUAUUAAGUUGCCCCAGCCACUCUGGGCAGCUUCCGGCCCGCACGAAAUUAACAACGAAACAUCAAACGUUAAAAAUAACGAUCGGCUCCUAUAUAUAUAUGUUAAAAAGUCGCGACGACUUGAAAAUAAACCACUUACACCAAAGAAAGGAAUAUGCGACUGCGCAUUAGAAUCCAGUAGCUAAAAUUAAACCCCAGCAAGGAAUUAAUUCGGCCGUCGACGCUUCUCGCAAUAAACGACCGCACGUCUGUAACGAGAAAAUAGCAGCGUUGCCUAAAAAUGCAAUCUUGCAAAACGACGUGAAAGGGUUAAAUGAAGAAACGAAGACGCGCUAAUUAUUAUUAUUAUUUAUUUAUUUAUACGCCCCCCCCUCCACCCGGCUGGGUUUCCGCAGCUACUCUCGGCGGCCUCCGACAAAAUAUUAAAAAAUACAAUAAUCCCGUCAAAUAUGGAAAGCUUCCCUAAACGUAUAAAGUUAUUUAAAACGAGACGGAACGAAAAUUAAUUCGAAAAUCCCGCCUUCUUAGUGCGCUUGCAAGGCGCUAGUCCUCAGCGUUGCAGCGGGGUCAGACUAGAUGACCCCUGGAACCCCUUCCCAGCCUUACAUUUCCUCUCUCCUCCUCUUCCCUCCGCUCCUCCUCCUCGUAUUCUCGCACCCGGAAGGAAUUUUUCCCCAUCUUUUUCUCCCGACUCCGGAGAAAAAAAUCCUUUUUCUCUCUGGCUCUCUGUGUCCCGCCCCCCCACCCCCUUUUCCCGGACCCCCAAACCGGAUUCUUGCUUCCAGGCCCCUCUGUCUUACUCUGGGGAAAGAGCCAGGAUCCUGCCCGCCACCCCCAACCGAAGACGGGAAAGGAUGAGAGAGCCGUAAAUCUCAAAUUUUAUUUUUAAAGUAAGAAUUGGGAGAGGAGGUGGGAAUCGCGCCCAGCCGUGGGAUCGGGGCCGGGGUUUGGGAGGGAAGGAAGAGUCAGAAAGCCAUUUUCUAGUUAGAAUGAUGUUGGAUUGAAGUUAAGUGGUUUCUAGCUGUAAUGGUCAAAGAAUAUGGGAAAAUUGGAUUUUCAAUAGGUCAAAAUUAAUGCUAUCAUAUAUUAAGAUUAAAGAUUAGGAUAAAAUAAGGAGGAAAGGAAUUGCUGAACUAAUAAAUUGAACCGGAAUACAAAAAGGGAGGCAUGGGGAGGUCCGGGAAACCAGUAAAAGAAAGAUAAGUGCCGAAACGAGGGAAUUGUUUUUAAUUGUGGUUUUUUUUUAUUGUAUUUUGUAUUUUUCUUUUCUCUGUUUUUCUUAUCAAUGUAAUCUUUUUUUGAAACUUUAAUAAAUAUCAUUUAAAAAACAAACAAAAAGAAAGCCAUUUUUUGUAGUUUUAUAUCUUGGUUCUGUUCUGAGACUCCCCAGGUAUAGGGCAGUAAAUAAAUUCAGAUAAUAAUAAUAAUAAUAAUAAUAAUAAUGGAACCUCCAGCUGCAGGGACAGUCUACCUGGAUUUCUACCUUUUGGCCGGACUUUUCUCUGUAAAUUCGAUUUCCCUAUUCCACAAUUGUUCCCAUGCGUCCGUUUCUAUAUUAUGACCCGUAUUGAUGGCCCAAUGGAUUUUACCUGCUCACCCUUAUGAUUAUGAUUAUUAUUAUUAUUCCUCCUCCUCUUCUUCUUUCUUCGUCUACUUCUUCGUUCCCGGCCAGGCCUUGGCAUUGACUGCUUCUACUUUGCGCGGCAAACCCAGCCAGAUGGGCAAGGAAUAAAGAAUAUAUUAUUAUUAUUAUGUAUUAUUGAUGUAUUAUUAUUAUUAUUCUCUCCUUUCCCCCCGGAUGGGCGAGGAAUAAAGAAUAUAUUAUUAUUAUUAUUAUUAUUAUUAUUAAUUGAAUAAUUCUCUCCUUUCCCCCCAGAUGGGCGAGGAAUAAAUAAUAUAUUAUUAUUAAUAUUUUAUUAUUAUUAAUUGAAUAAUUCUCUCCUUUUCCCCUGGAUGGGCGAGGAAUAAAGAAUAUAUUAUUAUUAUUAUUAUUAUUAUUAUUAAUUGAAUAAUUCUCUCUUUUUCCCCUGGAUGGGCGAGGAAUAAAGAAUAUAUUAUUAUUAUUAUUAUUAAUUGAAUAAUUCUCUCUCCUCCUCCCCCCCCCCCGCUGCUUUUCCAGGGUCCCCAUCCUGCGCAUCGGAAACACCCGCCCGCCGGAAAACCCCGCUCGGCCGCCGCCGCUUCCCCCGCCUCCCCGGAUUAUGCUGGUCGCUCCCUCCCUCUGCUCCAUCGUCUGGCUGAGUCGCGGGUUCAAGUUGCGGGAGCGCGGCUGCACUUAA